Pichia kudriavzevii is the source of this 2220-nucleotide messenger RNA. RefSeq lists its product as uncharacterized. The transcript has a single exon. Bases 1 to 2220 code for a protein of 739 amino acids. The record is from RefSeq and is a predicted model, not a curated record. Gene Ontology annotation, molecular function: dolichyl-phosphate-mannose-protein mannosyltransferase activity. Lineage: Eukaryota; Fungi; Ascomycota; Pichiomycetes; Pichiales; Pichiaceae. Gene Ontology annotation, cellular component: endoplasmic reticulum; membrane. Gene Ontology annotation, biological process: protein O-linked glycosylation via mannose.
AUGGCACCUAAAAGUAAGAAGAGUACAGUGCCUGUUUCGCAACUUGCUGCAAAAGUUGAGACACCUGAAGUCAUUGCAAAGGAUUCUCACAUGGAAAAAUGGUAUAGAUUAGCAAAUUUCACUGUGACAUUUGUUGCAUUUGUGGCUAGAUUCUACUAUAUCUGGUUUCCAUCUGAAGUGGUUUUUGAUGAGGUGCAUUUUGGUAAGUUUGCUUCCUACUAUCUUGAGAGGACAUACUUUUUCGAUUUACAUCCGCCAUUUGCUAAAAUGCUGAUUGCCGCUGUUGGAUGGUUAGUUGGAUUUGAUGGUAAGUUCAAGUUCGAAAAUAUUGGUGAUAGCUAUAUCGAGCAUUCUGUUCCUUAUAUCCCUCUAAGAGCAUUAUCUGCAAUUCUAGGUACACUCACAGUCACUUUGAUGUUUGAGACUCUAAAGCAGUGUAAUUACUCCAUCUGGACUUGCAUAUUGGGUUCUGCGAUAGUAGCUCUUGAUAAUGCACAUGUUGGUGAAACCAGGUUGAUUUUACUUGACGCAACCUUGAUUAUCUCCGUUGCUGCCUCCAUGUAUACCUAUGUUAGAUUCACAAAAUUGAGGAGAACUCCCUUUACUUUUGAAUGGUACAAAUGGUUAUUUCUUUCGGGAGUCUCUCUUUCAUUUGUGAUCUCCACCAAAUAUGUUGGUGUUAUGACUUUCCUUUCAGUGGGUGUUGCUGUUGCGUACGAACUAUGGUACUUACUCGAUUACAGAACCGGUCUAACUAUUAGAGAAUUUGCAAGACAUUUUGUCGCCAGAUUUAUGCUGUUGAUUGUUGUUCCAUUUAUUAUUUACCUUGGCUGGUUUUAUAUACAUUUUGCCAUUUUAACCAAGUCGGGUCCCGGUGAUGCAUUUAUGAGCACCGAGUUCCAAGAGACUUUAGGAGAUUCCAUUUUAGCUAAAGAGGCUAAAGAUAUCAAUUACUAUGAUAUCAUCACUAUAAAGCACAAGGAUACUGAUUGUUUAUUACAUUCUCAUCCUUACAGAUAUCCUCUUAGAUAUGACGAUGGCAGAAUUUCUUCCCAGGGUCAACAAGUUACUUGUUUGAACCAUGGUGGUGAAGAUGAAGGUGACCAUUGGGAAAUUCUACCAGCAACACCUUUUGAGGGAAACAAAUUAGGGCAUCCAGUUUAUCAGGGCGAUACAUUUAGGUUGAGACAUAUUAAGACUAAUGGAUAUCUUUUAACUCACGAUGUUGCAUCUCCACUGUAUCCAACAAACGAAGAAUUUACUGUCGUUUCAUUGGAAGAAGGUGAUGGUCCAAGGUACCAAGACACUUUGUUCAAAUUUGACCCUGUUGACCAAAAGCCACAUGAAGUUAUGAAGACCAAGGGCUCAAUUAUCAAGAUUUUACAUGUUCCAACUGUUGUUGCGAUGUGGACACAUAAUGAUGUCUUAUUACCUGAUUGGGCGUUCAACCAUCAAGAAGUUAAUGGUAAUAAAAACAUCAACUCAAAGGAAAACAAUUGGUAUGUUGAUCAAAUUAUCGGUUUAAGUGGUCCGAGAGCAAUCUUUACUCCAAAACCUAUCAAGAAAUUAUCAUUUUUCAGAAAGUGGUGGGAACUACAGUUUUUGAUGUUUGAACACAAUAACAACUUAUCAAGCGAACAUCCUUACGCCUCACAACCUGGUGCAUGGCCAUUAUGUAUGUCAGGUGUGUCUUUUUGGACCAAGAAUGAAACUAGACAACAAAUUUUCUUUGUUGGUAAUAUUCCUGGCUGGUGGUAUGAAUGUUUAAUGAUGAUUGCAUUUCUGGCAGUUGCUGCAUUCGACCAAUUAACGGUCCACAGAAACAUUCAUAUAUUAACUGAGAAGACAAGGACGAGGCUAUACAAUAACGUCGGAUUUUUCUUUAUUGCUUGGGCAUUGCAUUAUUUCCCAUUUUUCUUGAUGGGCAGACAAAAAUUUUUACAUCACUAUUUACCAGCACAUCUAUUGGCAGGUUUAUUUGCAGCAGGAUUUACUGAAAUUUUGUUUACGAACUGCAGAAAUCAACAAUGGUGCCAGAAGGGUGAAAAGCCUGAUACCUUGAAUACUUUACCUUACAUUUCAUUUGUUGUUCUGGUACUAGCAGUUUUCGUUUCUGGUUUCAUUUUCUUUGCGCCGAUUACAUACGGUAAUGUUCCAUUAUCAGUCGAAGAAGUCUUAAGUAGACAAUGGAUGGAUAUUAAGUUGCAUUUUGGUAAAUAA